AAAAAUAACCAACAUAGUAGGCCCUAAAAAGAGAAUCGGGUCCAUGUCAUAGCUUCUCAAACACAGUCGGAUGAUUACGGCCUAGUUGUGAACACCUAUCCCCCACUGCUCUCGCUUUUAUAACCGUCCGGACAUUUUUGUUUUUUUUUUUUUUUUGGCUUCCCUUGUUCUAAAUUUUAGUGAAAAAAAAAAACGGAAAAAUUAAAAUGGGUUUGCUGCAGUACGUCCGCAGGACUCUAUUGACGGUGCCUCGUUUUCCCGCAGCCUUGACAGCCACCAGGAUGUACGCGCCGGACUACAAGGUGUGGAUGGAGCAGCGGCGUCGACGCCUUGCUGGAGGAAAAGGUCGCCUGCCUCCGCCCGAGUGCCUGGACGAUCCCUGUGGCUGGGAGCCACUGCCCAUGGACUUGGAUCAUUAUACACCAAGUGAUAAGGCUGAGCGCAAAUACCAACGCACCUGGUGCGACUGCUUUCCCUUACCAAGGCCAGCUGUAAAGCGCCUGAAGAAGUACCCAAUACGCAAACGCCGGAAGCUGGUCCGCCCCCCCAAGUGCACCGAAGUGGAGUGCCGCGAGCAGGACAUGAAUCCAGCCCGGACUCGCGGCAAGCCCGAAAAGCUGAUCGAUCUGCCCUGUGGCAGUAACGACGAAUGGCCUUGUUGCAAGCUGGUUGCUCCCGGCUGCAAGCCAGGACGUCGGCCGCCGUCGUGCCUGCCCACCAGAAUACCGCUCUGUUGCAAGAAGCGGCGUUGCCAGUAUCCCAGCUUCUCCGAGUGCAAGAAGGGAGAGCUGCUCGAGCCCAUACAACCGUGCGAGUGCGAAAAGAAGGUGAACCUCUGCGAUGUUUGGGCGUACUGGAGGAAACAAACCGAAAAGUAACACGGAUGCGAGCUGUUGGGGGAAUGGCAUUUGCCUAACUCUUUUACUCCUUUUUGACUCUUCAUGUCCACGAUGGAUUAAGUUAGGACACAAAUUAUUUAAAAGUGACGGCUAGUUUUUUUUUUUUAUCAUCCAAGUAACCCAGUAUUAUGACUAGUUACAUUUUCUGUCAACGAAAAAGACAACGUUAUAAAUCCGAGAAUAAAAUAUAGUCCUCAGUAUUGA
Messenger RNA from Drosophila bipectinata, 1103 nucleotides. RefSeq lists its product as uncharacterized. The record is from RefSeq and is a predicted model, not a curated record. Lineage: Eukaryota; Metazoa; Arthropoda; Insecta; Diptera; Drosophilidae.